Molecule: messenger RNA, 900 nt
Organism: Caenorhabditis bovis
Lineage: Eukaryota; Metazoa; Nematoda; Chromadorea; Rhabditida; Rhabditidae
Source: the annotation of a GenBank genome assembly
AUGUCGGCGAUUGGAUUCAUUGGUCUCGGCAACAUGGGCGGCCAUAUGGCUCGCAAUUUGCUGAAAAACGGCAAAAAAUUGGUGGUGUUCGACUUGAACAAACAGGUCGUCGACCAAUUCAAGGCCGAUGGAUGUGACGUGGCAAGCCAUCCGGCCGACGUGGCGGCCGCCGCCAAAGAAAUCGUGACAGUGCUGCCAAGCUCGCCACACGUGAAAAGCGUCUACCUUGGCGACAACGGAAUUCUCAAGACCAUUCAACCCGGCACAUUGUGCAUGGAUUCAUCAACGAUCGAUCAAAUCGUCUCCAUCGAGGUGUCAAAAGAAGCGGCGAAGAAGAAGGCGCAAUACAUCGAUGCGCCAAUUUCGGGUGGUGUGACGGGCGCCCAAAACGCCACGCUCACAUUCAUGGUGGGCGCCGGCAACGAUCGAACGUUCGAGCGCGCCGACCAGAUUUUGAGGCUCAUGGGCAAAAAUAUAGUGAAUUUGGGCGCGGUUGGCAACGGACAAGCGGCCAAAAUUUGCAACAACAUGCUCCUCGGCAUUCAGAUGAUUGCUGUCGCCGAGACGAUGAACUUGGGAAUCAGCAUGGGUCUCGACGCGAAACAACUCGCCGGCAUCAUCAACACCUCGUCGGGACGAUGCUGGUCGUCGGACACCUACAAUCCGGUGCCCGGCGUCAUCGAGGGCAUCCCGUCGGGCAAGGGCUACGCCGGCGGCUUCGGCACCACACUGAUGGCCAAGGAUCUCUCGUUGGCGCAGAACGCUUCAACCAACACGCAAGCGCCCACCCCUCUCGGCUCGCUGGCUCAUCAAAUCUAUCGAAUUCUCGCCAGAGAUCCGCAUUAUCAAGCGAAAGAUUUUGGUGUCGUUUAUCAAUUCCUCAAGAAGCAAAACGUGUAA